Molecule: messenger RNA, 990 nt
Organism: Nezara viridula (southern green stink bug)
Lineage: Eukaryota; Metazoa; Arthropoda; Insecta; Hemiptera; Pentatomidae
Source: the annotation of a GenBank genome assembly
AUGCAGAUCAUAAUACUUUUACUAACCUGCUUGACUUUGUGUUCUGCAAUCGAGUUCACAGACGACUGGAGAUCUUUCAGGAGACAGUUCGGCAAACAGUACAGGAGCGUUUCAGACGAGGAGUACAGGUUCCAAAUUUACACUAAUAACAAGAAGAGGAUCGACGAUCACAAUGCCAUGUUCAAUCUUGGCCUCGUUUCAUAUAGAAUGAGGAUGAACAGGUUUGGCGAUAUGCUUCAGCCCGAAGUUACAGCAUCGAUGACUGGCUUCAACAAGACAGGCCAACUGGUGGGCCACAAACUGGACGGGAUAUCCUUCUUGUACCCGGCCAACGUGCAGCUCCCUCCCGCAGUAGACUGGAGACAGAGGGGAACGGUGGCCAGGGUGAAGGAUCAAGGAAGGUGCGCUUCCAGCUGGGCCUUCAGUGCUAUUGGAGCCGUGGAAGGACAGAUAGCUAGGAGUACAGGAAAUUUGGUACCGCUCAGCGAACAGAACUUGAUGGACUGUUCAAGCACUUAUGGCAACGAAGGUUGCAAUGGAGGACUGACAGACAAUGCCUUCGAGUACAUAGCAAAGUAUGGCGUCGCCACUGAUAAUGACUACCCGUACGAAGCAGAACCCCAUUUCUGCAGGUACAGAUCUAACCUACCGUUGGUCAGGAUCAAAGGGCAUACCGAUCUGCCAAUGGGCGACGAGGAUGCUCUCAAAGCUGCUGUCGCGACAGUUGGUCCCGUGGCUGCUGUCAUCAACGCCGGGAACCCGGGAUUUACCUUCUACUCUGGAGGUAUCUUCACCGGAGAGCCCUGUGUGCCUCAUAGAUUGGACCAUGCUGUCCUCAUCGUAGGCUACGGAUCAGAGAGAGGUCAGGACUUUUGGAUAAUCAAGAACUCUUGGAACAGCAACUGGGGAGAAGAUGGUUACAUGAGGUUGGCCAGGAACAAAAGAAACGUCUGCAACAUCGCCACUAUGGCUAGUUAUCCGGUCUUGUAG